AUGAGUAUUAAACUGAAGGUCCAGUUCCUUGUCACAUCUGUAAACCACCUGCUCUGGUAUCGAGAGUCCGGUGUGGAAAGUGCUGCGGCGGAUCGCAGGCUAGGUAAAUCCAGCGCGAGUUCUCGCCGCCGCAGAUUCCAGCCCGGGGUCGGGAUUUCCGGAUUAAUUCCCGGCGGCGAUGGGGGCGGUUGGCGAAGUGGUGGCAGCCGGCGGGGUGAAGCGGUGGGAUCGGCAGAUUUAAUCCGGGCGGAGAGGAGCCGGAUCCCGGGGACAGGGCCCGGGCGGUGCCGAAACUGCCGGCGGAAACCGGACUCAGCUUUACCGGGACACAGAGUGGGAUCCGGGGGAGAGACAGCCAGAGACAGCGAGAGACAGCCCGGCACGGAGAGAGACAGCCAGGUCAGAUGUCCCCAGAUGGAGCCCGAGGGCGAGAGUCACAGAGCAGCCGGCUUCCAGUGGAGGAGUUACAAACUACUAGUGGAUCCCGCUCUACGCCGCGAUACACAGAAGAUCUACCGUUAUGAUGGCGUGCACUUUAAUAUCGCUGAUAGAGCAUUUCUUCCAGUAGGCGAUGUCCGGGACCCACGACAACAUCGCAUGUGGAGCAAACCACGGGAUGUCUCCCUUCCUGUCCCCAAAUUCAAGUUUGAUGAAUUCUACGUGGGGCAGCUCCCUCAAAAGGAAGUCACUUUUGCCCAUCUCAAUGACAAUGUCCGGGAACCCUUUCUGGCUGACAUGUGCCGAAAAUUUGGGGAUGUGGAGGAGGUGGAGAUUCUGCUGCAUCCCAAAACACGCAAACAUCUAGGACUGGCUAAGGUGCUGUUUUCCAGCUCGAAGUCAGCCAGAGAAACCGUUACUCACCUCCACAAUACGUCUGUUAUGGGCAACCUCAUACAUGCAGAGCUUGACCUCCGAGGGCAGCAAAGGCAGAAAUACUUUGAUAUGAUUGUGAAUGGUUCAUACACCCCACAGACUGUCCCUACAGGUGCGAGGUGGGUCCUGGAUCGUCUGCAGGCUGAACCGCUGGAUUCUAGACGCCGCAUAUCCACUGAUUCCCCUUACCCUCCUGGAAAUGGAACCCCAUCAUCUCAGGACACAGGCACCGCCUAUAGCCAGUACACCCCGUCCUUGUCCUCUUCGCAGGGCACCCCUUACACUCCCAGAGGUGGCACCCCCUACUCUCAGGACUCUGCCUACUCCAGCAGGCAGGGAACCCCCAGCCAUUCCAGCUCCCAUGAAUCCUCAGGAUACAAGUCCCGGCGCCAGGAGAACAGCUCUGGAGAUUCGUACUCUCGCCGCUCUGGGCACCACUAUUCUCCUGCUCCGUCUUCCUCCACAUCAUCUUCCUCACAUCAUGAGAGCAGUCAUAGACGGUAUCACAGGCACCAACACCGUUCCUCCCCACAGUCUUCAUACCGCUCCCGACACCGCAAGCCACCUCCACCUCCUGAAGAACCUCCAUUACAUCGCUUUCCUGGGACUCCACCUCUACCUCCCCCACCACCCCCUCCGCCUCCAGAUGAUCACCAAACUGACCGUGAUUACAGACUUACCCAGCCACCUCUUCCUCCGUCUACAUCUAUCCACACACCUACUCUACUUAUUCCUCCUCCACCACCUACUGAAGGCUGGGAGCCCCCUCCACCACCACCACCACCUCCUCUUCCUCCAGCCUCUUCUCCACCUCCAUCACCAGCUCGUUCUUGCUCUCCGCUUCCUGAUGGUAUUUCGGAGAGUCUUCCAAUCACACAACAUAGUAGUAGCCUUGACUCCCGUAUUGAGGCCUUGCUAAAGGAGCAGCGCUCCAAAUUUUCCUUCCUGCCCUCUGACACCGAGGAAGAAGAUGAGGCAACGGAAAAUGCUGGGCAGGAGAACAUGGUCUUAGAAGAAGCUCCUCCCCCUGUACACGGCCCAUACACACCUCCCCCACCUGCAAGCUUUGAGGAUGUGUCUGCUGAGGCCAUCUUGAGGAUGGGUGAUAUUGGCAGGACAGCAAACGGGCAGGAGCGGCUGUCAUCCGGGGAUGACAUGGAAAUUUCAGAUGAAGAGGUUAACCUUGAGAUGCCUGGUGCUGCUGGUCCUCCAUACCCACUUCUGCCCCACCUGGCAGGCACCGGGGGCAACUACUCUGCACAGCCUCUUCCAUCUCCUCUCCUUCCCAUACCUCACCACCACCACCAGGCUCCCUCAUCUUAUCAAAUGUUACCUGUCAAUGCCAGGCCACGGCUUGGCGAACUUGGCACUCGUCCCUCCACCCCUCCUCCACUUGAUCCCUCUGCUGCUUCGUCAUCUUCUUCAUCUGCUCCCCAUAUAUAUGACUUUGUGAACUCCAUGGAAUUGGUAAACAGACUUGGUAACCAGUGGGGAGGGACCUCCAUGUCCUUUCAGAUGCAGACUCAGAUGCUGAGCCGAUUACAGCAAAACAGACAAUGCAAAGGACAACCAUUUGAGGACCAAUACCCCCCACCUCUACUCCCUCACCCACUACCCAUCAGACACCGCCAACCUCACCCUCCUCCACUCAUGUCUGAGCAAGUCUAUGGAGCAGUGUACCCACCUUUUCCAUCACAACAGCCACAGCCUUUAUUACCCCCUCGGGAAUUUCCAAACCGGACAGGUCGAGGAGGUGGUCAUGACCCUCGUCCACCAGGCUGGACACAACAGGCAGACCCACAUGCCUCUACAGUUAUCAGUGUACUGACUGCACUUAUUCAAGAGAUGAAGAGCACAAUGCAAAGAGAUUUGAACAGGAAAAUGGUAGAGAAUGUGGCAUUUAGGGCCUUUGAUGAGUGGUGGGAAUGUAAAGAGGAGAAGGCAAAGCCAUUUCAGAAUGUACCCAAACCACCACCUAGGGAAGAAGACAAGGAGAAGGUCCGACCCAAAGAUCCUGGGCUACUUUCUUUGGUGGACUGGGCCAAGAGCGGGGGUGCAGAAGGAUUUGGAUUUGGAGCAGGGCUCAGGGGUGCACUCAGACUGCCCUCCUUCAAGGUUAAGAGGAAGCCACAAUCAGAGAGCGAAGACGGUGAGCAGAAGAGGCCCCGGACGUCUACCCCACCAGAGGAGGAAGAGGACGAAAGAGAUAAAGAGACGCUUUCCGAUCCUCGAUCAGGAGCCAAGCAGUCGCAGAGAGAAGGUGAGCGAGCGCGCCACAAGCGCAGGAAUCCCUUCCACCUGGACAGCGAGGGAGAAGAGGAAUCUGACAAGGAUGACGAGGAAGAUGAAGUCAGUGAAAAAGAUGAUGAUUCUGAAGAUGACGUUUCGCCUCUCACCAAGCUGUCCUCCAAGAUUGUGUCUGAUGAUGAUGACAGUUCUAGUGAGUCGGACAGCAGCAGCUCUUCCUCAUCUUCAUCAUCUUCCUCCUCCUCCUCGUCUUCCUCCACUUCCUCACCAGCAUGUUCUGAUGACGAGGAAGAGCAAGAGGAGGAUCCAAAGUUAGCAGAUGUUUCUGAACCUCUUGUGGCUGCCAGUCCUGCGGUGCCCGAUCCAGAACCCGAACCCAUUGUAACAAAAGAGGAACCACCGGAGAAACUUCCAGAUCCAAUAGUGAAAGAGGAACCACCUACAGAACCCCCAGCACCUCCCACUCCUGUUCCACCUGUAAAACCCUGUGCCCCUCCAUCCCCACCACUGCAACUGCUCCCACCUCCCAAAAAGAGGCGUAAAACUGUGUCCUUCCAACUUCUUCCUGAAGAAGAGCCUGAGACCACCGAGAGCAAACCCCAAAACCAGCAGCUCCUGGUUACUCCAGCCCCUGAAAUACCACAAAUUCUCCCACAAGAGCCCAAGGAAGAGCCACCCCCACCUGUUGAAGAAGCUGCUGUUCUUUCUCCCAAAGUUCCUCCCAUUGAAUCAGCUCCUCAGGGAGCUCUUCAGGUCCUUAGGAGCCCAGAAAAGGAGCCUGAGGUGCCUCCUCCUCCUCCUCCUCCUACCAAAGAGCCCUCUCCCCAGAAGAAAGAGUUUGAACAUUUCACGGUGCUAAAUCUUCCGUGGGACCAUGCGUCUAUGGUGAAAUCCUACCCCCCUCGAGUAGAGAAUUUGGAAGGUAGACAUGAAGAUGGAACAGAGGACUUUGAAGAAGAGAUUGUAGAGGAGGUCAAACAUUCUCCUCUUCCUGAACCACCAAAGGAGCAGGAACAAAAAGUUGCUGUGGUAGCAGAGCCACGUGAGGCAGUAAGGACAGAACCUGCAGAGGAGGCUCUGUUUGCCACUGUUCGGCAGAUCCUUCUUGAGCACAGCUAUGCCUCAAUCCCUGCUAACCUGAAGCAGCCUUCCAAGAAGCAUAGAGGUAUGUCUGUGGAAGAGAAACUCACUGAGAUUCUGCAUGUGGACAUUGGGCAACUCGUGUUGGAGGCCGCAGAGGAGGUGGUUUGUGGAGCAGGUAGUUUACCAGGUGUGGAGGGUAAUACAGGACUGUUACAGGUUGGUGACAUGCAGUUUACGCCCUCCAGGAAAACGGAGGAAGUUGCUGCCUUAUUACCCCCUGAGGAGUCAAGGAGCAGGACGCGGAGGCAACAGCAGGUCAAAGAAGCGGAACCUGGGGAGGUGACCACCGAGGAAGAUGAGGAGGAGGAGGAGGAAGAAGAAGAAGAAGAAAUGGAAACAUGGGUGAGCACACGGCAGCUCAGAUCUCACAAGAAUAAGCGCCUUUUCAUACCAUUAUCGCCACCAAGAUAUGAGAUGCGCAGUGAGUUUGAGCAGAUGACCAUUUUGUACGAUAUAUGGAACACAGGGUUAGAUUUUGAGGACAUGGUCUUCCUGAGAGACACCUAUGAGAAGCUUCUGCAAGAAGACCACAGCACGGACUGGCUGAAUGACACCCACUGGGUGCAUCAUACAAUCACCAAUAUUGCGGACCCAAAACGCAAAAAGAACCGACAGGACGGGCUGCGGGAGCACCAAACCGGCUGUGCGAGGAGUGAGGGCUAUUACGCCAUCAGCAAGAAGGAUAAGGACAAGUAUCUGGAUGUGUUCCCUGUGUCCGUGCAGGAGCUUGACGCAGACACACAGGGCACAAACAGAGUGCUGUCAGAGCGUCGUUCCGAGCAGAGACGCUUGCUCAGUGCCAUUGGCUCCUCCUCCCUGUUGGACAGCGACUUAUUGAAACUCAACCAGCUGAAGUUCCGGAAAAAGAAGUUGCGCUUUGGGCGCAGUCGUAUUCACGAAUGGGGUCUGUUUGCCAUGGAGCCCAUUGCUGCUGAUGAGAUGGUGAUAGAGUACGUGGGGCAGAAUAUACGACAGGUGGUAGCGGACAUGCGCGAGAAGAGAUAUUCUCAGGAGGGAAUCGGCAGCAGCUAUUUGUUCCGUGUUGACCAAGACACUAUUAUUGACGCCACCAAAUGUGGAAAUUUGGCUCGAUUUAUAAACCACUGUUGCUCGCCCAACUGUUACGCCAAAGUGAUUACCAUCGAGUCUCAAAAGAAAAUUGUCAUCUACUCCAAACAGCCGAUUGGCGUUAAUGAGGAAAUUACGUACGACUACAAGUUCCCAAUUGAAGAGAACAAGAUCCCUUGCUUGUGUGGGACUGAGAACUGCCGGGGAACGUUGAAUUAACCCCCUAGACAACCGUCUCUCUCUGCAUGUGCCUGAUUGUACGUAGGCCAAUGGCGCCCAUUGUGGUGACCGAAGGAUGGCAAGCAUAGCCUGUCUCUGGCAUGUGUACUUGGGGAAAACGGGAGUGGGUGUUAAGACCUGUAAGGAAUAUGGCCCUGGAACCAUGCCCAGUGAUGUGCUAGGAACAGGGGCUCCAGUCUAGAUUUUCUUUCUCUGAUCCAGAAAGGUGACAGCUUGGCCUGUUUAUGGGACUUUAGCAAUGUCACCCAUGCACACCCCUUAUACCAUCCUACCUUCUGUCUCUGGAGGCACAUGCAUAUAUAUAGAUAGAAAUAUGUGUGUGAAUUGUUCCUUUUUUUUUUUAUUUUUAUUUUUUUUUAAUUAUUUUAAAGCCAUUGAUUUUUGGCCACUUUUUAUAUAUUUUAGACAUCAUUGUUCAUUUAUUCCUUUAUGGGAGUAUGUUUAUUUAUACAGGGCUGCGGCAAAAAAAAACAAAAAAACAGACCAAUCUUUACCCUGAAUCUGAAGGUUUGAUAUUCCAACCAAAAGAUUUAUUUUCCUCCAUUCUAACACUAGGGGGUGUCAGUAUGACGCAACCUCCUGCAAGUUGCGUUUAUUUUCUGAGCUUGCAUUAAUCUCCUUUUAACUCCUUAUCCAUGGUUUGGGUGAAGGGUAAAAGCAUCCCACCCCACCUCAUCAUUGAUGUCCUAGAAAUCUAUUUCCUGCUAUUUCUAUGCUGAUUAUCAGCGCAAUAUAUAAUACAUUUUGGGUCCUUUUUUAGUUUGAGUUCACAAUCUCUGGCUAUUGAGACAGGAUUUUUUGCAUCCCCUCUAUUUGUAUAUUAAUGUGACUUCUUGUUUUCUUACCUGUAUAUACAAACACACUGUUCCCUGAUCAUAUGUAAAUAUAAAACUGACUUUGGUUUUUAGGAUUCACGCCCUUACGCCUGGAGACACUAGGCUUGAAACCUUCUAGGUAAAUACAGUAGAGAGGUGAGGGACUCUGGUCACAGGAUGCCGCAGGGUAAACCGAAUGUCCUAAACCAGAUUGCCAUCUCCAAGUGUUGGUGUAAGCAUUCUGAAAAUGGCCGCCCAGCCGACCCCUAGGCCUCACGCACUUUUAGUUCCAAUGCUGAUAUGUUGUUCUCUAUAAAAACAGCAACGUAUAGUGAUACAUUGUAUCUUUCUGAACUCGCUAGGUGAUCGUCUGCUUGCCUAGAAUCAUAUUAAUUUGUCGGUAACUAGAGUACGAUACAUCACAGCUAGUGUAUUCGGUAUAACUAUACACUGCAAUUUUUUACAACUUUUUUUUAAUGAAGAAUGCUUUUUAUUUAUUUUGAUAAACAUUGAGAUUUGAUGGUUUUUUUUCUUCUUUUAGCCAUUUGAGUUCAAAAGGUCCUUAUUUUCUCUACCUUGCACUCAAAGUGAUAACUCUUUAGUCAAGUCAAAAUUGUGCCACUCAGCGUCCCAGAAUCCUCCUCUCCCUGUACCACGUGUAGCACCUGACAGCAGGUGACAUGGUUACAAAUGAAUCCCCUGCCCUCAACGUAAUUGUUUAAAGUGACUGUUUUAGAAUUUUCUAUAAGCGUGUGUGUAGUAUAUACCUAUAUGUGCACACGCACACCACUUCUAAGCAAUGACGUUCUUUUACAUCGAGCUGUAACUAUCUGUUUGUUUUACAGGACCCGCAGUACAUGGGCCCCUUUGUGCUACCAUUUUUUGCCUUGUAGAUUGGGGGACAGAGAGAGGGAUGGUUUGCUAGGGAUCAGGCCUAGGAAAGGGUCCAUUUUUUGGGGUGGAGGGAGGCAGGCCUGAAAAUGUUGUAUAUUCUGUAUAUUAACAGCUUUGUUUCUUGUAGAAACAUGAGUUUAUUACAUAUAUUACACUGUGUGUGUGUGUAUUUUUAUUUCGGAGAUCACA
Messenger RNA from Pelobates fuscus (common spadefoot toad), 7469 nucleotides. It is a transcript of the gene SETD1A, whose product is annotated as SET domain containing 1A, histone lysine methyltransferase. The record is from RefSeq and is a predicted model, not a curated record. NCBI's taxonomy places the organism in Eukaryota, Metazoa, Chordata, Amphibia, Anura, Pelobatidae. Gene Ontology annotation, cellular component: Set1C/COMPASS complex. The transcript is spliced from 20 exons. Bases 1 to 5550 code for a protein of 1849 amino acids. Gene Ontology annotation, molecular function: protein binding; histone H3K4 methyltransferase activity; RNA binding.